Salvelinus namaycush (lake trout) is the source of this 1852-nucleotide messenger RNA. RefSeq names its product abl interactor 1-like. The record is from RefSeq and is a predicted model, not a curated record. NCBI's taxonomy places the organism in Eukaryota, Metazoa, Chordata, Actinopteri, Salmoniformes, Salmonidae. The transcript has 10 exons. Gene Ontology annotation, molecular function: SH3 domain binding. Gene Ontology annotation, cellular component: lamellipodium; intracellular anatomical structure. The coding region runs from base 106 to 1584 and encodes 492 amino acids.
AAUACCAGGCGGAGAGCCCCUAUCUCACCACACGGAAAGCCACAACGCUUUGCCUCAUUGAAAAGAAAGAAAGAAAGAAAGAAAGGAAAUGCAGAGGGAUGUAAGAUGGCAGAGCUACAAAUGUUGCUAGAGGAAGAAAUUCCAGCCGGUAAACGAGCGCUCGUGGAAAGCUACCAAAAUCUGUCGAGGGUUGCAGAAUACUGUGAAAACAAUUAUGUACAGGCCCAGGACAAGAGGAAAGCUCUGGAGGAGACUAAAGCCUACACCACCCAGUCUCUGGCGAGCGUUGCCUACCAGAUCAAUGCCUUAGCCAACAACGUGCUGCAGCUGCUGGACAUCCAGGCCUCGCAGCUGCGCCGGAUGGAGUCCUCCAUCAACCACAUCUCUCAGACAGUGGACAUCCACAAGGAGAAGGUGGCACGGCGAGAGAUCGGCAUCCUGACCACCAACAAGAACACGUCGCGCACACACAAGAUCAUCGCUCCAGGCAACAUGGAGCGGCCAGUCCGGUACAUCAGGAAGCCCAUAGACUACACGCUGCUGGACGAUGUGGGCCACGGUGUCAAACAACAUGGCAACAACCAGCCAGCGAGGGGAGGAGGAGGGGGGACAUUAUCGAGGACCAAUCCACCGACACAGAAACCCCCGAGCCCACCCAUGGCUGGUCGUGGAACUCUUGGGCGAAACACCCCCUAUAAGACCCUGGAGCCAGUCAAGCCUCCAACGGUACCUAACGACUAUAUGACCAGCCCAGCACGACUAGGCAGCCAGCACAGCCCUGCACGCACGGCCUCCCUCAACCAGAGACCCAGAACACACAGUGGCAGCAGUGGGGGUAGUGGCGGGCGAGAGAACAGCGGUGGCAGCAGCAUAAGUGUUCCUCUGGCCGUGCCCACUCCCUCCCCUCCCAGCCUGGGACCAGCAGUCCCCCAGGGACCAGGCCUGGGUCCCAUCCCCAUGUCCCAGUUUGGCACCAUCUCAAGGCAGGUCUCCCGCCACAACUCCACCGCCACCUCAGCCUCCAUGGUGUCGGCCACAGGUACCUACCGCCGGGCGCCCUCCGGCAGCUCCCAUUUCUCCAUGUCCCAGCAGCCCCACCUCAACGGGGGACCCGCCUACCCCCAGAACUCAGUGUCUGUGGCUCCUCCUCCCCCUCCUAUGGUCCAGCUGACUCCUCAGAUUCCUCUGACGGGCUUUGUGGCCAGAGUACAGGAGACCAUAACAGACAGCCCGGACCCCCUUCCACCGCCCCCUCCCGAGGACGUUGUCAUGUUUGAGGAGGCCUCGCCCCCUCCCCCGCCCCCACCAGUGGACUACCAGGGGGAUGAGGAGGCGGCCGUGGUGCACUACAAUGACCCUUAUGCUGACGAAGACCCCGACUGGGCCCCCAAGUCCUACGUAGAGAAGGUGGUGGCCAUUUAUGACUACUCCAAGGACAAGGAGGACGAGCUGUCCUUCAUGGAGGGCUCCAUCAUCUACAUCAUCAAGAAGAACGACGACGGCUGGUACGAGGGAGUCUGCAACGCCGUCACUGGCCUCUUCCCCGGCAACUACGUAGAGUCCAUCAUGCACUAUACAGACUAAGGGCGGCCAUUUUGACAGUGCAAAAACGGCAGGAUGUUACAAAAAAAACGUGCUGAGUUUAGUAUUUGAAAUGAUAAGGUAGCUUUUAGUAAGAUGUUGGCAUUUGUUUUGCACGGUCAAAUUGUCCUGAAAGCCCCCCAUCUCUUAUCCACACAGAAAAACGUCAAUCUUACUUUUACAGAAAAAAAUAAGAAAGAAUAAAUAAACAAACAAACAAACAAACGUAAAGAAGUGCAUUGCGACAUGAGUGACCGAAUGUUUGUUUUUG